AUGGCGGUCCCAAAGGUUGAGGAUGAAGCCUGCGGUAGGACUCUUCUUCAUGGCCGCCGACAUCGUCUGAUAUUUGCAGAGUUCCGAUUAGGGAUCGAGCAGUACGAACCACCAUCGUCGGAAUUGUUGGCACCAACCACAUUCGUUUCAGUAUCCAAUAUCAAACUAGACCCGGCCUUGUUCAUCAACUUUGGCGCCAUCCAUGAGCACCUCGACCGUCUUUACACUCUUGCCGACCUCAUCCGCGCUGCCCAUACCACCAUCGACCAACACGAAGCCAGAAUCCAGCAUGAGUUGUCUGAGCUCUGGGAAGACAACCCGGACAUCCGCAAGCGCGGCCUCCGGGGCGGAACAGCACGCAAGCAGCGCAGGAUGAUCGGCAAAUAUGUCCGCAUUACAACCGUGGAUCGCGAACUCGCCGAGCGCCGCUUGGAGGUGGAAAAGAUGGACUAUUUCGGCCGCAACCGCCUUGCAGGACUACGUGGGUUGAGGGUGAUGUUUGAAGAAGCGUUCUGUUUCGUCCGGGACCAACAAUACCAAUGCGAGGAUGUUCUUCGGGGAGAAGUCUUGAUGUAUGGUGUCACUAUGCCGAUAUUGCUUGCACGCCUCGCGACCAUCGACGAUAUUCUCGCGGCAGACAACCUUGGGGAGAUUGAGGAUAUCGAGGACAUGUUGGAAACCUUCCACCAGGAGUAUGAUACAUCUUUGUAA
Molecule: messenger RNA, 711 nt
Organism: Cladophialophora bantiana CBS 173.52
Lineage: Eukaryota; Fungi; Ascomycota; Eurotiomycetes; Chaetothyriales; Herpotrichiellaceae
Exons: 1
Coding region: 1-711 (236 amino acids)
Source: RefSeq, a predicted model, not a curated record